AUGCAUCAUAAACAUACCUAUACAAUGUUCUUUGUUGUGCUUUAUAUGUUUAAUAUUAUACAAGCCACUCAUUUUCGUGGUUCUAUGAUAUCUUGGCGUAUAAUCAAUGAAUCAUCUUCAACUGUUCUUGUUGAAAUUCUUCAACGUCAUGCUUGGCGAUAUGACGCUUAUACUCCACUUUGUACUGGAACAACUAUUGCAAAUGGACAGCCUACUUUAGGCGCUAGUAGUUAUAAUAUUAUUUGUGUGAGUAAUUGUCCAACAGGCUUAACAACACUUGGAAGCGUUCUAGUUCCUUGUACUGGUUAUAACAUUGGUGAACAAUAUGCAAUGGGUGAAGGACGUUUUACUUUAAAUAUUCGACGAAAUUCCAGUUUUGUAGCCACGUUUAAUAACUCGGCUUGGUUUAAUCUUGUUACAGGAGUCAAUUUGGCAUGGAGUGUUGCUGUUCAAAUUCAAACCUAUAAAAGAGUCGAUACUGGAUGGUAUAACAAUGCACCUAUUAUUACUAUGUUACCAAUCUAUCGAUUAAGAAAUAAAAUCAGCUAUUCUAUCAAAAUUAACGUCGCUGAUAAUGAUUUUGAUCCAUAUAUUUGUCUUUGGUGUAAAGGUUCUAUACAAUGUGGUGGACUUAGUAAUAGUGUACCUGGUGGUAUUAUUGAUAAUUAUGGAUGUUAUUUAAACUUUACACCAAAUACUACUGGAUAUUAUGCAGCUGCUUUGACAAUAGAGGACUUCGUGAUACUACCAAUCAAUAUAUCAUCAACUAGUUAUCUUUCACAAGUACCUAUUCAAUUCGUAUUUCAUGUUUACGAUUCUUCAUAUCCUUGUGUUACUGGACCAAUCUAUAUAGGCGAUCUCGUACCAGACAUUUGUAUCUAUCUGUCAGUAGGUGCCACUUAUACUACUCGUGUUCGUUUUGAAGUUCAAUGUACUAAUGCCACUGUUCAAAGUAUAAUUAGUGUUAAUCCAACUGGUUUAUUAACAACAUCUAUUCAACAAGAUCCAUUUGAUCGUAAGAUCUUUGCUUUUCUUGCUAAUUUUACAUCAAAUGCUCAGCAAGUAGGACAAAAUCUCUUUUGUUUCUCUGCUGUUGAUUCUAUUGGAAAUCAAGGAGAUUCAACUUGUCUUCGUUUUGCUGUAUCAUCACAAACAUCUAGUCUUCAACCAUUAUAUAGAUUGAAUGCUACUCGAUAUCCAAUGGGAACAGUCUCGAAAACAACAUCAAUAUGGACUAUUUUAACUGGAACAAGAGUUUAUCAACGUCCAACAACUGAAACAUAUAUUCGAUUCAAACGAACAUCAGAUAGUGUCGAUUUUUAUGCAUUAAAUGCUAUGACUGCAACUGCCAAUGUUUUUUAUUUAAAUGAUCGUAUAGUGAUAAAUUCAACAGUUGUAUGGACUCCAGGUACCCAUUUUUAUAUUUAUUUUGAUGCUGGUGUAUUGGCAGAAGCCAAUACAUGUUCGAAAGAAGCGAUGCCAAUUAGUGAUCCAAACUUUUGGCCAUUUGAUAUACCAUAUGAGACGACAACAACAAGCACAAGUUCAACAAUAACAACAUCUAUAUCAACAACAACGACAGCACGAACAAUACCAACACAUCGAACCCUCGGCACAUCAACUACAACUACAUCAACAACCACCUCAACAAAAACAGCAACAAAAACAAUAUCCGCAACAACGACGUCAACCAGAACUGUUCGUUUGACAAAUUCAAUUCCUAUAAGUGCUAUUGUUGGUAUUACUCUUACAUGCCUUUUCAUCUGUGCAUUAUUGAUAUGGAUCAUUGGUUCAAUUAUUCGUGUUGUUUUGAUUCGUCUCCUUCUUCUCAAAUAUGGUCUUCGUCAACAAAUACUCAGUAUUGAUUCAUUAUCAACUCCUGAUUUAUUUUACGAUUUAACUAAGAAUGAUCAUAUUACAUCAACAGUUCAAUAUAAACUAGCAACACGUCAUCGUCGACAACAAAGUAUAAGCGAAUAUUCGACUUUUAGUAAUGCAACUUCCAUCCAAAAUAAUUUAAUUCAAGUACAGAAAAGUCUCAAAAAAAGAAAACAAAUAUUAUCAUUAAAUUUUAAUUUGAAAUCGAGUAAUUUAAAAGAACAGACUACAAUGCCAUUCAAAACCUUUUUGACUAAUAAACGUAAUUUACAAAGAUUUCGUCUUAAUGGUCUUGUACCAUCAUCACAUUUGCCACAUAAAAGAGAAUUAUGUCAAGAAUUUUGUGAUCAUAGAAUCUAUGGAGCUCAACAACUUCCACCAAAAGUUGAUCUUCGACCCUAUAUGACACCCGUUGAAGAUCAAUCAAAAACUGGCAGUUGUGCGGCUAAUUGUCUUGCUGGAGCUUAUGAAUAUUUAACUAAAAAAGCUAAUGGUCGUGAUACAGAUAUUAGUCGUUUAUUUAUUUAUUAUAAUGCUCGUGUAAAAGAUCAAAAAGCAGAAAAAGUUAUAGAUUCAGGUUGUACAAUGACAAGUGCUAUUGAAGCAUUAGAAGAAUUUGGUACUUGUCUUGAAUCAAUUUGGCCAUAUGAUAUAUCCCGAGUGAAUACACGACCAACUAAUCAAGCUUAUAGAGAAGCUAGAAAUCAUAAAAUUACAGAAGCAUUUCGAAUUAAUGUUAAUUUAUCCGAAAUGAAAUCUUGUCUUGCACAAGGUUUUCCAUUUGCAUUUGGUUUGAGAUUAUACGCUUCAUUUGAUAAAGCAGCUACAACAGGUGUUGUACCAAUACCAAAAGUCGGGGAAAGUAGACGAAAAACCGAUGCAAGUCAUGCAUUAUUAGCUGUUGGUUAUAGUGAUCAAUCAAAAGCAUUUAUUGUACGAAAUUCAUGGGGAGCACAUUGGGGUGAUAAUGGAUAUUGCUUUAUGCCGUAUGAAUAUGUAACAAAUCCUAGUUUAUGUUUUGAUGUGUGGACUAUUCAUAAAUUAGCUACAGAUGACUUUGGUCGAGCACAUUGGGAUAUUUAUGAUAUGACUAAUUAUGUACUUGCUGGUAGAAGUAAUGAUGUUAAUAAUGGUUUUGAUGACAAUGAUCAUGUUAUUGAAACUUUUGAUGAAAAUGAUAAAUUUAAUGAUUAUGAUGAUGAUGAUAAUAAUUCUGAUUAUGAUCGACAAGGUGGCUUUAAUUACCCUUGGAAUCAAUAUCAAGAUUAUGGAGGAAAUAACUAUUGGCAAAACAAUAUUGUUGACAGAUAUCAAGAACCAUUCAGAGGAUAUCCCGGUAGUGAAAAUUUUCCUCAUUCACCUUUUGAUUACUUUCGAGAAGACAAUAAUAUUAAUGCUCAUGGUGGUUAUCCAGGUUUUGAUCGAUUUAUGAAUAAUAGUCCAAAUUUUUUUAAUAAUCAAUUUAUUCCGCCGCCCCCAUAUCCUCCACAUCAACCAUAUGGACAAAGUUAUGGUUAUGAUGGCCCGUUUAAUAAUUAUUUUAAUCCCUAUUUUUGA
This is a messenger RNA of Rotaria sordida, 3435 nucleotides long. NCBI's taxonomy places the organism in Eukaryota, Metazoa, Rotifera, Eurotatoria, Philodinida, Philodinidae. The record is from the annotation of a GenBank genome assembly.